Labrus bergylta (ballan wrasse) is the source of this 1933-nucleotide messenger RNA. It is a transcript of the gene gpr45, whose product is annotated as G protein-coupled receptor 45. Gene Ontology annotation, cellular component: membrane. NCBI's taxonomy places the organism in Eukaryota, Metazoa, Chordata, Actinopteri, Labriformes, Labridae. Gene Ontology annotation, molecular function: G protein-coupled receptor activity. The record is from RefSeq and is a predicted model, not a curated record. Gene Ontology annotation, biological process: G protein-coupled receptor signaling pathway.
AGCAGCAUCAUCCGCAGGCGGCGGCACGAUGGCGAUCGAUACGGCAGGAAAAUGAUCCAAGUGGGAGAUUUUUUUUGGGUAAAGCUCGACAAUGAAUUUACAGAGAAAAACGAGCUCUACGCUGAAUGACUCGGCGUUACACGAACACGGAAUAUAUGAUCAAAACUGCAACGUGAAGCUCUCCGAGUGCCUGUCCACCUGGGAGAAGUACACCUGAGACCUGGACGUCGGAUUGACCUCAACACAUCUUUCACGCUCUCCUACAACUAGGAACCAGAGGAGGCAGCCAUAACGCUAGACGUGUCCUUUUGUGUCCUGACCUGAGGAUGCCUCUGUGACUCGUCCAUGUUGAAAUCAGCGUCUGAGCUUCUGCUGAGUCAGCAGGGGGGGGCAGGCGACAUCAUGGAUGUUGCUAUGGAAGACCAACUUCUGGAAGAAAACUCAAUGUUUGGUCUGAAACAGUAAAAAGAAAUCAUGUAGAAAUUCCUGCUGGCUGAUAUCCAGAGAAAAAAGCAGCAAUGGCUUUCUGUAAUGAAAGCCUGCUGGAGGAGUGUGUCUUCAUGGAUCCGGACAGAGCGGAGAGUCCCCCGUCAGACGCCCCUACACCCGUCAUAUCAGUCACUCUGCGUGUGACCCUGGCUGCCAUAAUGAUCUUCAUGAUCACCAUCGGUUUCCUCGGCAACGCCAUAGUGUGUCUGAUCGUGUACCAGAAGCCGGCCAUGCGCUCCGCCAUCAACCUCCUCCUCGCCACGCUAGCCUUCUCGGACAUCAUGCUCUCGCUGCUCUGCAUGCCGUUCACCGCCGUCACGGUGGCGACGGCCGACUGGAGCUUCGGCAGCGAGUUCUGCCGGGCGUCCAUCAUGCUGUACUGGCUGUUUGUGUUGGAGGGCGUGUCCAUACUGCUCAUAAUCAGCGUGGACCGCUUCCUCAUCAUCGUGCAGCGGCAGGACAAGCUGACCCCGCACAGAGCCAAGCUGCUGAUCGCAGGUUCUUGGGUGCUGAGUUUGUGCGUGUCUCUGCCUUCUGUGGUCGGGUGGAGGACGGGCGUGGCAGGGGUCGGGGGUUCCUGGGCGCCGCAGUGCGUGCUGGGAUACAGCGACUCUCUUGCGGACCGUGUGUACACAGUGCUGCUGGCGGUCGCCGUGUUCUUUGUACCAUUCGCCGUCAUGCUGUACUCCUACAUGUGCAUCUUAAACACAGUGCGCCGCAACACCCUGCGCAUCCACAACCACACCAGCGAGCACUCCUGCCUGCCCGCCCUCAACCAGGUCAGCAAAAUGAGACUCACCGGGCUGCAGAAGCCGCCUCAGAUCAAGGUGGACAUGAGCUUCAAGACGCGAGCGUUCACCACCAUCCUCAUCCUCUUCGUGGGCUUCUCGGUGUGUUGGCUGCCGCACACUGUGGUCAGCCUGCUCGCCGUGUUCAGCCGGCGGUUCUACUACAGCUCCAUCUUCUACCCGGUCAGCAUCGGCGCUCUGUGGCUCAGCUACCUGAAGACGGUUUUCAACCCGGUGAUCUACUGCUGGAGGAUCAGGAAGUUCAGGGAGGCGUGUCAGGAGUUCAUCCCCAAGAGCUGCAGACUGUGUCCCAGAGUGCCGGGCAGGAGCCACCGGAGAGUAAGGCCAAGUAACAUCUACGUUUGCAGCGAGACGCAGUCAGCGGUUUAAAAACGACAAAGAUGCAAAAAAAAGCCAGCGUCCUUUGUUGCAGCUGAAAACUGUUUUUAACUUUUCUACACAGUAAGCAAUCAGAGGCUACUCAAGUUUAGCUUUAAAGAAAACAAACAGGGUUUUAACAUCUUACCACAAGAAUGAAUUUUCUCAGUUGAAGAUGCUCUUGUUGGUUGAACGUCAUCGCCUUCACUUCACAGGGGCGGCUGUGGCUCAGUUGGUCGCCUCUCAACCGGAAGGUCGAGGGUUCGAUCCCCAGCUGG